This is a messenger RNA of Saccostrea echinata, 2458 nucleotides long. Its product is annotated as E3 ubiquitin-protein ligase TRIM56-like. Gene Ontology annotation, molecular function: zinc ion binding. The record is from RefSeq and is a predicted model, not a curated record. Bases 134 to 2353 code for a protein of 739 amino acids. Lineage: Eukaryota; Metazoa; Mollusca; Bivalvia; Ostreida; Ostreidae. The transcript has 2 exons.
AGAGAAAAAGGUCAUUUACAUGAAGUAAAACAAUAUGAUAGAUUGAUAGAUGACAUCUGUUAGAUAGGCCUAAACAUAUUGAAAUCAUCAUCUUGACCAUGACACACUUCACUUCCUACAAUGGAAAUACAUAAUGGCUACUACAUUAAACCGAACAGAGCGGGAACGGCUGCUGAAUUGUGGGAUAUGUGACCGUAGAUUGACAGAACCACGCCUGUUAGACUGUCUUCACUCAUUUUGUACAGAAUGCCUCGUUAUCAAACAAGAACAGACAUCCAGCAAAGACGUUGUCGUUUGCGAGCUUUGUGGGAAUCAUACAAGUCUAUUAAACCAGUCGAUUGAUUCCCUGACUCCGAAUACAUUCAUCAUAAACAUCGGAAAAGUGGACGAAAUUCUUCAUUCUAACCGUCACUUCUGCUGUUCAUUCUGUGAGGAGCAUGGGAAGUCUGAAGAAGCGAGUUCUCUCUGUUUGACUUGCGGUGAUUGGUUGUGUCUCACGUGUUCAGAACGUCAUUGCGGGACCCGGAUAACAAGAAAUCAUAAAGUAGUUAGCAUCAAUGAUGUCAGAGAAGACCCCAAAUAUUCGUCUGAACUACGUAAGCUUCAUGAAACUAAAUGUGCCCAACAUGACGAAAAAAUUAUAGAAUUCUGUUUACAGUGCAGAACUCCAGUUUGUUUUGAGUGCUUUCAGACAACGCACAAGCAACACGAAUCAGUGCCGCUCAAAGAUUCUGCUUCAAAGGUGCAAGAAAAUCUCUCGAAUCUUUUACAGAUGUUCGAGAGUAUAGUGGAAGUUGAUGAAGAAUUUGAGAAGCAAAUUGCCAAACGACUCCAAGAGGUGAAAAAUAAAGAAAGGAGUUUGCUGCAGCUCGUUGAGGAAACCCGAGAUCGACUCAUUCAAGAAAUACAGCAACAGGCCACUGCAGCCGAGUUGGCAUUGUCUCACCCGUUUGAGGUUGUAAAAUUGUCAUUAUCAGAGGUAUUAAAAUCCGUACACAAGCGCUCAGAAAGUACACAGAGAUCACGACUAUUCUGCGAAAUCCUUCUACACCAGGGCUUAGCGGAAGAAUCCGUUCAUUUUAGAGAAUUACUUCAAAGGGUCAAAAGCGCUGGUUGUAGAAGAGAAAAAAUGGAGUUUCCAUCAAUUCCUGUUUUGAAACUUGACAUAUCUGAUUUUCUCAUUCCAAAAAUAUUUGCUGUUCAAGAAGAAAAUAAAAAGGACAAUAGCCAGCAAACGGAUGAAAUUGGAAAUCAAAAAACCGCUCGACUUGUUGGUGAAAAGGAUAUACUAAUUCCAAUUGGCGGUUUUCCUGAUAGAAGUAUAUCAAAAACGAGAGAAAAUAUUGAAAGUCCAAUACCUAAUGCAGAUGAAAAUGCAGAAAAACAAACUGAGGAAAAAAUUGAGAAAAAGACUCCUGUAGAAGAAGGUGCAUCUGGAUUUGAUUUCAUGUUAUAUGAUUCAGAUUCUGAUGAAGAGAUUACAGAUGACGAUGAUGAUAAGGAUGAGUCGAAAAUUAAUGUUUUAUUACCAACAGAACCAGUAAAGGCUGAGAAAAAAGCGGAGCCGUCUGGUGACGACAUAAUUCGAACCAUAAAGGUCAAGGAUUACUCUUACGUACCUUUAAGUAUUGGAUCCGAUAAAGCCCCAACCGUCGUUCACGAUAUUUGUUGGCUGACAGAUUCGGCUUUUGCUGUUGGGGACCAAGCAAACCACAGGAUUAAGGUAUUUGAUGAUAAAGGAUUAUGUCUCUGGUUCAAAGAUUUACAGGAAGGGUCAAUCGAGAGGAUCGCAUGCAUUGACGGCGUGAUUGCAUCUGACUACUCAUCUGGCGUUCACUUAGAGACCAGAUACGAAUCAUUUACAAAGAUAUAUUGCUAUACACCUACCCGCACUCAUCCAUACCCCAUAGUGAAAACAAGCAGAAAGGAUGUGGUUAUAGGAAAUAGGGAUUUUACUGACCUCAGAUGCUAUAGUACGAAAGGGAAAAGAAUUCGGUACAUUCCCAUUGGUAGAAAGGUGGAUAUAAAUUACAUUGCUCAGAACAAAAUGCAAGAUUUUAUUUGGACUGAAAAACGAUCAAAUUCUGUCACUAGAUUUCACGAGGGACAAAAAAUGAGCGUUCUAUAUAAAGGACUUCCUCACUGGAAGCCAGAGGGCGUGGCUACGGAUUCCGAUGAUAAUGUUUAUGUGUCGGACCGCACCGGUGGCAGUAUUGUCAAGCUGUCUCCUCGAGGGGAUCUCUUAGGGAUCCUAGAAGUCCAUCCCCCAGGACCUCGGGGUCUGUCUAUUUCCAGCCGGAAUCAAUUAGUUGUCAGUGACGAUGAAGGAAAUGCGUGGAUAAUGUGGCUAUAAAUAUCUUUAUAGGAUAUAAGUGAUUAAAAUCUGAAUUGAUUAAUUUUUAAAAUGGAUAUAUAAAGAGAUCUUUAUUUUUUAUUUGAUCUGUUCGUGCACCAAUAA